AUGAUUUCCGAAGCAGAAGUGCGUCCCUUCAUGAUAUACAACAACUUGCUUGUUGUUGCAGUCGCCAUCCUUUACUACGACUACUUCAUGACUCUCUCCGAGGAAAUCUCGAGGAUAUGGUCUCGUCCACGCGCCAGAUCAUCGCUUUUGUUCUUUAUACACCGUUAUGUGCCGCUGGUUGGGUAUAUAGCAGUUCUGGUCUAUACAUUUGGAAAAUUUCCCAUAAGUGAUCAGAAAUACACGUUAUUCCAUGAUUUUCUGACUAUGUUCAAUCAAACGAUCGUGGCCGUGCUUCUGUUGUUGCGCACGUAUGCGUUUUUCGGGAAGUCGCGCCGCAUCUUGACAGUGCUAUCUCUGAUACUGAUCAUGGCACUAUCCUCUGCUUUUUGCAGCCAUGCUAUCCCUUGGGAGACGCAGAUUGCGUUCAAUAUGACUGUAUUCAUUCUUACUACCGUCAGAUCGUACCAGUAUCGGAGGGACUUCCGCCCGCUUGAGAGGUGGUCGGGUACAUUGGGCUUGGCAGAGCUCAUUGUUCGCGAUGGUGCGAUGUAUUUUGGUGUGAUGGGGCUCGCAGAGCUGGCGAAUGUCUUCACCCUUUAUGAUCCAAUGCGCAGCACCCUCUCUACGUUCGCUAGCUGUAUCUCCAUCACGAUGAUGUCACGACUCAUCCUCAAUCUGCACGACACCUCGUCGCUGCUGCCGUCUACCAUUCAAGUAUCAAGGCCGAUUGUUUUUGCGUCCAUGGGAAACAAUCUGAUGCAGACGAACAAUGCAGACGAUGAUGUGGUUCACGAGAUCGAGUUGCAUCGGUUUGAGCAUUCGCCACAGGAGGACACGAAUGUCUGUGAAUAA
Molecule: messenger RNA, 852 nt
Organism: Heterobasidion irregulare TC 32-1
Lineage: Eukaryota; Fungi; Basidiomycota; Agaricomycetes; Russulales; Bondarzewiaceae
Exons: 11
Coding region: 1-852 (283 amino acids)
Source: RefSeq, a predicted model, not a curated record